UUGGCCUCCCCUGAGGCCGGGAAGUUCUCUGGCCACGCGGUCCGAGGGCGGCCCCCUUCACUUGCACCAUGGCCCGAAAUGCAGAAAAGGCCAUGACGGCCUUAGCAAGACUUCGCCAAGCUCAAUUGGAAGAGGGAAAAGUGAAGGAAUGAAGACCCUUCCUUACCUCAGAAUGUACUGACUUGCCCAAAGCUGAGAAGUGGAGACGACAGAUCAUUGGAGAGAUCUCUAAAAAAGUGGCUCAAAUUCAGAAUGCUGGUUUAGGUGAAUUCCGAAUUCGUGACCUGAAUGAUGAAAUUAACAAAUUGCUAAGAGAGAAAGGACACUGGGAGGUCCGGAUAAAGGAGCUGGGUGGUCCUGAUUAUGUAAAAGUUGGCCCUAAAAUGCUAGAUCAUGAAGGCAAAGAAGUCCCGGGAAAUCGAGGUUACAAAUACUUUGGAGCGGCAAAAGAUUUGCCUGGUGUUAGAGAGCUAUUUGAAAAAGAACCUCUUCCUCCUCCAAGAAAGACACGUGCUGAGCUCAUGAAGGCAAUUGAUUUUGAAUACUAUGGUUACCUAGAUGAAGAUGAUGGUGUUAUUGUGCCUUUGGAACAGGAAUAUGAAAAGAAAUUCAGAGCCCAGUUAGUGGAAAAGUGGAAAGCAGAGAGAGAGGCUCGGCUGGCAAGAGGAGAAAAGGAAGAGGAGGAAGAAAUCAACAUCUAUGCUGUCACGGAGGAGGAGUCUGAUGAGGAAGGCAGCCAGGAGAAAGGAGGCGAAGAUGAGCAGCAGAAGUUCAUCACCCAUGUCCCUGUGCCAUCGCAGCAAGAGAUCAAGGAGGCAAGAGAUCGAAGGAAGAAGAUGGAACUCCUCCAGAAAUAUGCAAGUGAGACCCUGCAGGCCCAGAGCGAAGAGGCCAAAAGACUCAUGGGAUAUUAGGGCUGAGUGAGGGUGCUCCCUGGGUCUGGAAACCUGUUGAAAGUUCUUCAGCCCCAGUUGGCCCUUGCAUUAACCUACAGGGUUCUGCUGUCCUGGGACUACAGACUG
This is a messenger RNA of Myotis lucifugus (little brown bat), 1022 nucleotides long. RefSeq names its product pre-mRNA-splicing factor ISY1 homolog. The transcript has a single exon. The record is from RefSeq and is a predicted model, not a curated record. Gene Ontology annotation, cellular component: Prp19 complex; catalytic step 2 spliceosome; post-spliceosomal complex. Gene Ontology annotation, biological process: generation of catalytic spliceosome for second transesterification step; mRNA 3'-splice site recognition. Lineage: Eukaryota; Metazoa; Chordata; Mammalia; Chiroptera; Vespertilionidae.